Messenger RNA from Pleuronectes platessa (European plaice), 9056 nucleotides. It is a transcript of the gene xkr4, whose product is annotated as XK related 4. Bases 393 to 2243 code for a protein of 616 amino acids. The record is from RefSeq and is a predicted model, not a curated record. Lineage: Eukaryota; Metazoa; Chordata; Actinopteri; Pleuronectiformes; Pleuronectidae. Gene Ontology annotation, biological process: apoptotic process involved in development; engulfment of apoptotic cell; phosphatidylserine exposure on apoptotic cell surface. Gene Ontology annotation, cellular component: plasma membrane. The transcript has 4 exons.
AGAGGCAGAUGGCUGCAGCCUUCCACCUUUUCCUUCGCUCCUGUUUCCACCUCGAAUCCCAGCAUCAGCCUCAGCAUCAGGACUCUUCGAGGGCAAAUUGUGACAGACCGCAGAAGCAGAAGCAGAACGCUUUGACCGGAGGAAACAAAUUGUUAGCUGCAUGUGAGUGGAUCAUCAACCGAAGAAGUCCAAUGAAGACGUGAUAUGAUAUGGGCUUCCUUUUUGUCUAUAUGUUGUAUUAUGAGCAGUCGGCAGUGUAGAGGAGCUAGUCCUGCCCAGAGAGGAGGAGGAGAGACGCGCAGAAGGGUGUCGACGGAGAGAGGCAGGGGUAGCGGAUACAGGAGGGGAGGACCAGAGUCAAAAUAAUACAGUAAUAGUAUAAGCUUCCAAUAAUGGCGGCUAAAUCGGACGGGGUCCUGAAGAUGAAGAAGAGUGACGUGGCCUUCACCCCCCUGCAGAAUUCGGAGCACUCCGGCUCGGUGCAGGGACUCCACCCGGGAGGCCAGCCCGAUUCUGCAUGCACCGGGUACGGGGAAUUCGCCAACGGGGAGUCGCGGUGCUGCGGUGGCGGAGGCACAAACUCGACGUUCCCUCGCCUGGGCAAGGAACAGCAGAAGUACACGGUGUGGGAUUGCUUGUGGAUCGUAGCCGCAGUGGCUGUGUAUCUGGCCGAUGUGGGCACUGACGUGUGGCUGUCGGUCGACUACUACCUCCGCCGCGAGUACUGGUGGUUCGGCCUGACGCUCUUCUUCGUUGUGCUGGGCUCUUUCUCGGUGCAGCUCUUUAGCUUCAGAUGGUUUAUCCACGAUUUCAGCACCGAGGACGGCGCAGAAUCCGCCGGCGAUUGCUCCCUCAUGGACGGGAACAAGCUGCUGAGUGGCUCGGCCUCACACGGCGACAUAACUGCUUCACACCACCCGGCCACGCCGCAGAGACAGGCGUCGACCGUCAGCAAGAACACCAUGACCAACAGCACCGCGAGCACGGCGGCGGGCAGCAGGAGCAGGAAACAGUCGGCAUACUACUCCUUCUGCGUCUGGUUCGGCCAGUCUCUCAUCCACAUCCUCCAGCUGGGCCAGAUAUGGAGGUAUCUCCACACCAUCUACCUGGGUGUUCGAAGUCGUCAGAGUGCUGAGACAGAGCGCUGGCGUUACUAUUGGAGGAUGGUCUACGAGUUUGCAGAUGUGAGCAUGCUGCACCUACUGGCCACCUUCCUGGAGAGUGCUCCACAAUUGGUGCUGCAGCUGUGCAUUAUCAUACAGACACACAAGCUCCAGGCUGUGCAAGGUAUGACAGCAGCAGCCUCCCUUGUCUCACUGGCCUGGGCCCUUGCCUCCUACCAGAAGGCUCUGCGAGAUUCUCGCGAUGACAAGAAGCCAAUCAGCUACCUGGCUGUCAUCAUCCAGUUCUGCUGGCACUUUUUCACCAUUGCAGCCAGGGUCAUCACCUUUGCCCUGUUUGCAUCUGUGUUUCAACUCUACUUUGGCAUCUUUAUUGUCCUGCACUGGUGCAUCAUGACCUUCUGGAUUGUCCACUGUGAGACAGACUUCUGCAUCAGCAAGUGGGAGGAGAUUGUGUUUGACAUGGUGGUGGGCAUAAUCUACAUCUUCUCUUGGUUCAACGUGAAGGAGGGAAGGACAAGGUGUCGUCUUUUCAUCUAUUACCUGGUGAUCUUGGUGGAGAAUGCUGCUCUCAGUGCACUGUGGUAUCUGUACCGGUCUCCUUACACCACUGAUGCCUUUGCAGUGCCAGCAUUAUGCGUCAUCUUCAGCAGUUUCCUCACUGGAGUGGUUUUUAUGCUCAUGUACUAUGCCUUUUUCCAUCCCAAUGGGCCACGUUUUGGACGUUCGCCAAGUGGCCAGGGCCUUGACCUGGACCCCACUGCCCAAUUUUCCACACUACCAUCAGAAGGUGCCACCAACUCAUUGCGCUCCAACAGAGCUGCUGCCACAACUUUGGAGCGUGACAUGGGGAAGUAUUCUGAGCGGGAUGGCUGCAUGCCGGUGUUUCAGGUCCGACCCACAGUGCCAUCCACUCCAUCAUCACGUGCUCCACGCCUUGACGAGACCGUCAUUAAGAUCGAUCUUUGUAGAAACCAUUACCCAGCUUGGGAGCGUCAUGUCCUUGACCGCAGUAUACGAAAGGCAAUCCUGGCCAUAAACUGCUCCCUGACUCCUCCACGGCUGCAGUACAAAGAUGAUGCUCUGGUGCAGGAGAGGUUGGAAUACGAGACCACUUUAUAGCUGAAUCCUGCUCUGAGAACCCAUACAGGGGUGCAGCAUCAUAUAUCACAUUUAAAGCAGCAGAAACUGUGGCAAUAAAUAUUUGUUACUACCAACAAAUUCACUUUUCAUCCCCGAUUUCCCCAUUCUUCGGCAUCAGCACCCAACCUGGAGUAUUUCACUUUGUGAAAAACCUACAAGACGCAAAUGCACUGUUUAGUUAAGUUUGGAAAAGUUAGGGAUAAAAUAAACAUGUGUUCAUGUCCAUCCACAUGGGCUUGAAGUCAUCACAUAUUCCUGUUAAUGGCAUCUGAAUUACACAUCAAUGUCUCUAAUGCAAUGAGGAAAGGAAACAGUCCCUCAUUCAUCAUCAGUAGAAAACUGUCAUAUCUGUUUUAACAUGUUGGUGUCCUUCUCUCUGGAAGUUGUGAUUGUGUGCUCCCAUAGCGGCUGCAUCUGCGUAGGUAUUUCCAUCAGUAUCUACACAGUUAUGCUUACUCCUCCUGUCCUAGUGCCAAAAAGAUUCAUUGAAAAUGUCUUCCAGCUUCUGAGGAUCUGGAACAUCUUAGAGCUGGCUGGGUAUUCCAAAAUGUGUCCCUCUGGCCUUGAUAUUUCAUUCCUCCUGGAUAGGUUUGAUCUACAAUGGAAGCAGGUCAGAUGGAAAGCGAACAGCUGGAAGAUGGUGGUCGAAGUAGCACUUAUAUUAUAGUCAGUGUGGUCUGUCUGGAUAAAAUCCACCAGAGCUGGUCGGUCAGAAGGACAGGGAGUGAGAAAGAAUAAGUGAAAGUUGGACAGACACAGGCUCGUGGGUUUUCUCACACAAUGCCAAGAAAAAAAAUCUUCCUGGCAGCUCAACUCAGCUACUGUAUAAGUGGAGCCACAUAACCCUGGCUGUACAAUGAAACUGAUUUUUACUUGUCUGUGGAUAAUCCAGAUAUACUGCAGAAGAAAUGAGCAAAGUGCCAGGGAGCAAUGAAAAAGAGAUGACGAGAGGGGAUGAACUGGAAAUGAGUCAACAAUGGAGGAGAAAAGAGAACAAAGACAAGAAACCAUCCUAGCCAAACUAAAUCAACCACCAGGAUGUACAGCAGCGAUACAACAUGCAACAUUUAUAGAGAUGGUGUAAAUGGUACUGAAACCAAUGUGAUUCUGUAUUUUAAUGUGUGUGUGGUGUUGAAAGAGCAGCAGAUCAGGGGGACCUGUGGCUGAUCAGUGAAGGUACACCCUGACAUGUGGUUUGUGAGGGUUGUUUUUGUUUCUUUGAUUGACACGUCACCUUCUGGGGAAGUGGCUCCUGUUUUUUCCACAGUUGAUUCAGAUUUUAACAUACACACCAAGCCACAGAACGUCACACAGCAAGGUGCUGGUAGUGUCCACUGGCUAGAGGGACAAAUGCUAGUAAAGUGGUGCCAUGAAAGCUUACCUCUGGACCGUCAUACCAUAUCUUAUGGUCCUGGAGGGGUGAGGGAUGAACUCUAGACAGUUUUGUAGUGAGGCUGUAACUGGUAGCCAGAAGAUAUGUAAAUCACACAGCACACCUCUUUCUGUUUUUUGUCACAUUUCUUUUUUUUCUCACAAAGAGCCUUUCAAGCUAAUUCCUUGUAGGAGCCAUGACAUUAAUACACUAGAUUUGGAUACCAAUAGUGGAAAGAGAGAUGAGGGCAAGUAUUUAUAAAGUACUCUUAAUGACUGUCAUUACAAUAGGAAUAUUAAUCAACUUGUCCUAAUCAGCUGUCCCUCUCAGUUUGAUUGUGGUUUCAACAUUCUUCCCAUAAUGUUUACAAAGUUAAUGAACACCUUAGUGACAGUAAUGUCUGGGCUACUACACCUAUGGUAUGGAAGUACUGAUCACAUCAUGGCAUGUGACACUUGAUGAUGACACAACACUAAAAGCCAGACGCCCUGCAAGUGACGCCAUGAGACAAAGUGGUGGAAUGAAAUUAUGACAUACUGACAUUUGUUUACAGCCCAUUGAACCAGUGGUUGUGCUGAAAAUGUAAGUAUUUCCUUGGUGAUUGUGUGGGACUAAAGAUUGGGUCCUCCCCAUUAGUUUUGAAAGAUACAUUUUCAUGGUUCAGAAAAUAUUGGAACAUUUCCGAAUGACUGGUGGCAUUCAAGCAAGGAGCAGGGAGUUGCCAAAAUCAUUUCUCUAAGGAGGAUGCCCAUACUUUACUGUCCUUAAUGUCCAACCCCAGGGCCCACUGAUACUACUAGUCAUAUUGACCUGGUGCACGCUGUGCAAGUAUGAAAACCAAACCCUCGAACAUCCUAGGUGAUCUGAAUCAGAAUAAAUGGAGAACUCCACCAUAUAUACUACACCCUAUUCCCUACUUUCAAACCUAACUGUUCGAUUUCAGGGAAUGCUGGGAAGCCAGAGGCAAUCCAUGACUAUAUCAUCAAGGCAAUGCAAUUCAGAUGGUAACAGUGUGUUUUAGAAUUUGAAAUGUCUGCACAAAUUAAAGUUCCAGGUAUGUCUUUUGUGUUUUGUUAUGUCAAUGCUCUUUUUUUCUAAGGAUGGCAAGAGGAGAGAAAAGCACAAAACAAGUCAGUGGGAGAAUCAUGGCACAAGACUGUCAACCUUCUCAUCCUGCUUCACCAAACAGCCUCAGGCUUACUGCUCUCAUCUUAGAUCAUGGUCUUAUAUUUCUGUCUAUGUGAUUGAAAUUAUAUUACUGAUUCAAGAUUUAAAUAAAUUCCUCAUUUAAUAUUUUGGUUCCAAAAAACAUGGCAAUUUAAAAUAUACCUUAUGUAGCACACAGACCACAGGGAGAAGAGGUAGGAUGUGCCCUAAUGAUCCAGUGACCUGAAAAAGAUUAGCAUAUUCCAGGUUUUAGUUGUGGUUCGUCCAUCAAAUAGAAAUGUAGUUUUUAUAAUAAAUAUGUUGUGUUGGUGCUGGCAUAAGGAAAAUGGAGUAUCUUAAAUGAUUUGGAGAUUUUUGUACUGCCAGACAUACUUUUAAAGACCACACCAGUACAUUUGUAUGUUUCAGUUGAUUUAGUAUUCAUGAGAUUUUAAGUUUUCCAUUAUUACUGUGUGAGGGACAAAACUGCUCUGAUAGCAGGUCAGAAGGUUUUUAUCAAUUAUUGUCAUGGACGUAGAUUUUUCUUAAAAUGUUUUCUAAACUCUUGAUGAUUCAAUGAUAAACUGCCCUUUCAGAGUUAGACCGGUUUUUGUCUGAGAAAUGAAACUGUAAACACAUGUCAAACAAAGAAUAUGCAUUAAUCAGCCUCAAAGACACAGUCACAGUGGAGCUGUUGGACCUUAAACUUUCUGUUAAUUCCUGCCGUUUCAGUGUAGAACUAUCCAAAGACUUCAUAAAAAACUGAGCUGUGAAAAGCUCUCACUAAUUUUGGGUCAUUCUAUCUCCUGCCUGUGUGUGCACAUCACUUAAACCUAUCUAUGUCACAAUUACUUUACAUCCAAUCAUUUUGCAAACCUCGCUGCUUUGUAUUAAUAACAUUUUAAUGUACUUUUGCAACUGCAUCUCAAAAAAAUUAAAUAGAAAUUCAUUAUUGUGAAAAUAGCAUAAUUAUUGUUAAUGCAGAGCAGACCUUUUUUAGUCUUCUCCUAAACUGCAUUGCUUCCUGUUUCAUACUGUAUCAAAAUGAUUGGAAACCAAUGGAGUCUGUUAGUAAAAUACAUCCAAAACAAUGGACAACAUGGAUCAGAAAAUGGUCACAAAGCUAUCAUGUAAGCCUAAAAAUGAAGUGUAGACAGCACAUUAUAUGGUUCAUUAAGCUGCUCAACGUCUCAUUAGUUUAUUUUAUCAUGAGUUUGAGUGUCUUAUUCUUUCAGUUGAAACAGUUUGGAUAUGGAAUCAUGAGUCACAAAACUUGAGCAAAUUAUGUUCAGGCUUAUUUAUUUAACGUGUUGCCACCACCCAAAUGUUGAAUUGGUUGUUUGUAUAAGUGUACAUGUGCUUUACUUAUUUAAGGACUUUGUGGUUGAUGGCUGAAUCAACAUCAGCACUAUUCAUGCCUUUUACUUAAGUUGAACUUUUUGGUUUACUUGAAGGCAAACUUCAAAUUUCCACAUUUGAAUGAACUGUUAGUGGUCAGGUUGCAUUGUGGAUACAUGGGUUUUUGUUUGCUUUGUUUUGCUGUAGUAGGAAAAGCACAGGUUUCAGGAUGGCACAAUACUGUUAGAAUUAGAGGAUAGUGCACACUGCGUGAGACUGCAUUUUGAACAGUACUGCAGGAGCUCAUGUUCAACCCUACUACUUACCUUCUGCCUUGUUUCCCCCUUACUUUCUCCACACAUAAAUUUCUCUUAUGCUCAUUUUGAAUUAAUUUAAUAUACAAUUACAGUUGACGUGAUUUUCGGUUUAUCCUUUAAAUGACAGGAGGCCUAGAACCCAAGAUAAAUACCAGGGUCUAUUAGAGGUCGGCCAUGGAAUGAGCGCAGAGGUUCUCAUAUCCAUUUAGUUAACAUAUAAGCAGUAUUUUAACCAAUCACAGGAUUUCACUUGAUCAAUGUUUUUAUCAAAUGGGCUAAAAUGCAGGAGUAACUGGACAAAAUCAUCAUGGUCUAUGGGAAGAUGUGAAUAUUAAAACAUCUUGUCUAUAACCUGAUCUGUGUAGAUGCAGCCUUAUAUUAUUUAAAUGGACAUCAAUGCCUUUUAUGAAAGUUUAUUUACAGUGUCUCCCAAAUCCAUUGUAGCCUUUGUUAACUCAUCACCAUAUUGUGAACUGAUACUGAACAUAAAGCUACCUCAGUUUGUUUUAAUGGACAGAACCCUCCUCCCUUUCAUCAGCAAUAUAUUUUCUUCCGUAACACAGAUGAUAUUGACCCAAGAAAACUCAAUAAGAAAAAUCCCCAAAAUUAAAUGGAAAAUUCCAUUAAAUUACAUCCACCAUACCCCAGAACACAGCAUUGACACGCAAUGAUAACUGACAUUUAUUUAGAAAUGGACAGCUUAUAUUCAGUUUCACCAGAUUCAACAUGCAACUCCCAUUUUUAUUUGUAAUUGAAUAAUACACUGUUUUAAUAAUGUGCAGGUGAUCAUGACAAGGGUCAUUUCCAUCCCAUUAAUUAGUCUUAAAUCAUCUAUUUAUUUUCAUUAUGGCAGUCAUUUUUAUAUUUUUGAAAAUACUAGUACAUUAUACAUCCUACCCAACCAUGGCAGCACUAUACUUCCAUACAUAUUUUUAAUGCAUCUGGCCAUUGGAUUAAAUAUUUGUUACAUAAACUUAUUACUUAUUGAAAGAACCACAGCGGUAAGAGGAGUUUGGUCUGUCUUCAGCUUCUUUAUACCAGGCACUCAUAAGCUAAAAAAUUUGGUACUGUUCUGAAUCCUAUCCUCACUCUGGUCAUAACUCUUGUAAGCUGCUUUCUAGGUUUUGUUUUGUUUUGCCUUAAAGAGAGUAUAUUUCUAUUUUUAUCAUUUUUUCAGCCUCAUCACAAAAACAGUUUAGGCUGUACUGAAAGCACAGCUUGGUUAUCAGAGAGGAAGCGAGUGUGAGAGAGAGACAGAGAGAGAGUGUGGGUGGGUGUGUUUCUUCUUUAACUAUUCAAUAGCAUAACGUGUCAACAGCUGUUUCUGUGCUUGUACUAGGACUCAGUCAUUGUCCAUCCUACCAGCAUACAACUCUCUCAGAACAUCUCCCAUCCUGCUGUUCCCUCUGUUUACCACUCACAGUAGGAAAACAACUACAUUUCCCCCAUACUUUAUGUUUUUAACCAACUUAUAUUUCUUCAUCCUGCAGUCACAGUAAAAGUUAUCCACAAAUUCACACCUCCAGAUAUAUUCUACAAACAUUAGGUAUAUGAUAAUAUAUGUUAACAUUGUAAAAGCCAUACACAUGGUCUUAAUCAAGAUUUGAAUUGACGUCAUGAUCCAAAGUCAGUGCCACAUCUAAAACAACUGAAUGAAACUGGGAAGCAAAUUAGGGAUCAUUUACUAAAUGCUGCACCUCUUCUGGUCAGUGGGACAGACCAUAUUGGGCGGGGGUGAGGGCUCCUACUGAAAAUUGAACUUAUAUCCCCCCCAAUCACAGUUUUCAGCCUACCUCAGCCAAAAAAAUGUAAUGGCCCAAGUUUAAGAAGAUCAGAAAACCAUCAUAUGGAUCAUUUUUGGAAUGGUUGUUUUUUUGUCAAGCAGCAGUCGUGUUGCUUGUUCUAUGUGAGCCCUAAGACUCUAUCUGUUUUCACCAGCUGUAAUGGAUCAAAGCUCUGAGGUAGGUCUGGGCCUAGUUAAUCACAAAGAGAAGACUGGAAAGCUCUGCUCACUGCUGUCGAUCAAGAGAGAAGGAUUGUAUUUCCUGUGGAUGGUGGAGAUGUGUACAGCAGCCACAGUUCCGAUGAUAUCAUUCAGCCUUAGUACAAGCACAGUAUCCAGCAGGUGAAUAAUAGCAAGAUUCCAGUCACACUUGUAUAAUCAUUCUGUACAGAUGUCUGUUUAGAGAGUUGGUUGAACAUGUAGCACCACAGAUAGUGAACUGAUCAACGUAAAAGCUCGUCUGUAAAUAAAUUUAUGCAAAAUUUACAUGUUAAAAAAAGAACAUUCCUCUCCUUUUGAGUUCUGACUGUGAAGGAUUUUAGAAGUUUCAUGCCACCACAAUGGCUGUAACUAUGACUAUAAAAAAAUUCAUAAAUGUGGUGUACGUGGUGUAUUAAAAAAGAUACAAAUGUUCAAGACAAAUAAUGGUCUUUAAAGUAAGUUGCAUUGUGUGAUGAGUUCAAUGGAGAAAAAGUACAUUUUAAUGUAAAAAUAAAGAGUGAUAAACCUGAUCAAAAUCAUUUUUUUCUAUAUAUGGGAUUUUUUACAAUUUUUAUUUGAAUCUAAUGCAACACAAGCUACCAAAAUUCAUUUAAUAAAGUACACUGUGGUCAUUU